This is a messenger RNA of Cladocopium goreaui, 8673 nucleotides long. NCBI's taxonomy places the organism in Eukaryota, Dinophyceae, Suessiales, Symbiodiniaceae. The record is from the annotation of a GenBank genome assembly.
AUGAGCCCAAGGGCUACUGGUGGUGAAGCCAUGUCGGCUGCUGGUGCUGCUGAAAGGGCGUUGUCGUUGCCACCAAUUGGCAACCCUUUCUGGUCUGAGAGGGCCCUGGAGGAGCAUGCGCUGCAGCUGAUGAGGCCACCUGACUUACCAGGAGGUGAUGGACGUGCACGAGAAGGUCCAAGGACUGUGGCGGUGAGGUCACGGAGUCCAAUGGGAGACAUGAGUAGGCGUCCAAAGCCUAGAAGAAAUAGGAGUGGUAGCAGUGAGGGUGAACCAAAGAAUAGCACAAAGAGAGGUAAAGGCGUUGGAGGAGAUGUAGGGCGUAGAGAUGAAGAGGUGUCGUUAGAAAGGCUGUUGGAAAGGGAAAUGGUGGACACGUUGAAAGAUGAGAAUGAAAAGUUGAGAGAGGAACUGAGGAGGUUGCGCAGGUCAGGAACGAGUAGUUUGGGUUCUUGGUCUGAUGUGACGCCGCAGCCACCCUCAGAUCCACCACCCAAAACGCCUGAGAGAACACCACCAAUGAUGACCCCUAUGUCACCUUCAAAAAGGUAUACCCCAAAUGGGACUGAAGUGCCAGCGGGACCACCCCCUGGUUGUGAAAGUUGUGAACCAGCUUGGAUAGGUCAAAUUCCAAGGUGGCCGGAAUCACUUGGUGCGUUUGAGGCCAAGGAUUUGAUGGGAUGUCAUGAGGGACAGGUGAAGCGUGUCUCCGAACAUCCAGGUCAAGAUCUAGGUGAUGGAGAAUGUCUUGACGAUCGGGCUUUGCAUGGCAUGCGAGAUGGACUCCAACGAGGGCAUCGGGCUUUUGUGCACGGUGAACACCUUGAAGGGCAUCGGGCUUUGAUGCACGGGGGACAUCGAGAAGGGCAUCGGGCUGUGCAUUUCCAUCGAGAUGGUCAAGGACUUCGUCAAGGAGAUCUUCAACGUGCUGGACAUCAAGAAGGGCAUCGGGCUUUGAUGCAUGGUGUUCAACAAGAAGUACAUCGGGCUGCACGGGUUGAUAGCAUGUCCGAGGUGGAUCGUCUUCUUCGACAAGGGCAUCUUCGAGGAGGAGAGCGUCGUGAUGAGCUGGGGUGGGAAUUGACUCCGGACGAGAUGGCAUGGCUUCAACGUGAAGGAGCUCUGUCUGGCGCUCAACAAGGUAGAGGCCGCAUAGAUGUUGAAGAAGAAAAAAGGUUUCAAGAAAUGUUGGAGGUAAUUCCAAGGAAAGUUUGGCCUAAGGAGUAUUGGGGAAAGCCGUUUGUUCAACAGUAUAGGGACAUGGAAUCGGCACGUCUUGGAAUGAAAAGGGUAGGCGGUAAGGCUGAGACCCCCAAGGCUGAGACCCCCAAAGAGGCUGAGACCCCCAAGGAGGCUGAGACCCCCUUUAAGGAGGCUGAGACCCCCAAGGAGGCUGAGACCCCCUUCAAGGAGGCUGAGACCCCCAAGGAGGCUGAGACCACCAAGGCUGAGACCCCCGAGGAGGCUGUGAGACCCCCAAAGGAUGGCGAGUCUUGGAGUGCAGGUUCAAAGAUGUGGCAAUCGCCAAUGCCAGUGAUGGACUUCCAGGAAGAGAUGAGGUCCAUUCCAAUCACUCUGCCGGUUUUGGCAGAUCCAGGAACAAAGAAUGCUGCGCUGUUGGCCGGUGAUUGGCUUACGCAGCUGGAGCCACUGAUCGGAGAUGUAUCAGCGAGAGCUGGAAUUUGGUGGAAACAGGUGGUGGAGCUCACGAUGAAGCGCUACAGAGAAUGGCUUCAGGCACCACCUUUGCAGCGUCUCUACAUCAAGGCGCCUGCGGAUGAGGAGCUCCCCAAAGGUUUUGACCGACUUCGGCAACGGGUGUCUUCGAUGAUGUUGCAGGCCAUCCCCACUGCCAUCAAGGAUGAGGUCAUUUCCACCAGACAGCUCUCACCACAAGGAAUCUUGUUUCGGAUUCUUCGAGUUUACCAGCCAGGUGGACUCAGUGAAAGGUCAGAGACUUUGAAGUCCUUGACAGCAACGACCCCAGCCACAACGGCAAAGGAUGCUGUAGAGUCGUUGAGGUUGUGGAAAAGGCACCACAACAGGGCUAGCGAGUUGGGAGCGUCUCUCCCGGAUUCAACUCUGAUGAUCAAGGCGCUGGACAGAACGAUGGAGCUGUUGCUGAACAAGUCCCAGCAAGCCAGCUUCAGGGUCAGUACGUUCAGGCUUCAGUAUGAGGUCGAUGUGAAUCCCAAUGACGUUGUGGUGAACAAGCUGUAUGAGGUCUUGCUUGCGGAGGCCGAGCUCAUGGUCACGGCCAACUCUGAGGAGAAUCCAGCUGUCAAGCAAAUGCAGGUGCUUCCCAACGGUAAAGGACCUCCACAACAACAAACUUCUCCUGGAAAAAUGUCAGUUUGCAAAUGGUGGGGUUCUACUGAAGGUUGUCGACGUGGCCGAGCGUGCAAGUUUCUGCACGAUUUGGACUCCCUGGAGGAUAAGUCGACCAGGUGCUGGCUGUGCAGUUCUACAACACAUGCCAAAAAGAACUGUCCGACAAAAGAUGGCCAACACCAGGUCGGGGGGAGUGGAGGAGGUGGGUCAACUUCGAUGUCAACUUCGAUGACAACCUCUUCAUCCAACAAGGGCCAGUUCAACGGCAACAAGAACAACCAGCAGGAGAAGAAAGGGAAAGGAGGAGGCAAGAAAGGGAAGGACAAGGGCAAAAGUGAAGGGACAGCGGAGGAUAAAAAAGAGAAGGAUGAGAAGGCUGAUCCAAACAUUGCCUCGAUGAACGUUGAUGAUGAUAAGAGGAGUGAGGCAAGUGUGAGGACGGCGAGCACAGGUGAUAGCAGCUUGAUGAACGAGGUGACCAAUUUGCUGAAGUGUAUGAGGAUUUCGAAUGAUGGAGAUCCAACAGUCAAGGCAAUGGUCAAGCAGGUCGUCUACUCUGAGGAGAAGAAUCACCGAGUGCUCAUAGACGGGGGAGCAACACACUGUCUGAGAAGGGCAUCAAUGGAUGAGUGGAACCAAAGUUGUGAUGUGACGGUCCACUUAGCAACAGGAACUGUCAAGCUCAGGCAACACCCCGAGAAGAAAACCAUCUUCACCAAGGACCACUGCCAGCCGAUUGUGCCGAUGGCGCUUCUGGUUCAAGCUGGAGCUCAAGUUGCAUGGGACAAAGAUGGAUGUAAAAUACAACACCCCGUGCAUGGCAGGCUGGAGGUCAAGAUGGAUCAAGGAUGCCCAACUUUGGAACACAAUGUGGGCAUGAAGAUCAUGUUGGAAGUGGAACAAAUGAUGAUGCGUGGUGACUUUGCAGUAAGGAUGCUUGGAGGAGUGGAGAAGUCUGAGAAGGAUGAAGAGAUGCUCAAAAAGCUUCAGGAGGUGAAGAAGGAGUUUCCCCUUGUCCCGGACGCCAUCCUCAACCGCAUCCCAGGACGAUCAAGCUAUGAUCCCACGCAGCUUCCACUCAAUAGAAAGAUGAGGAGAAGAGUUCAGAAUGCAGAGAAGGUCAUCAUCCACCUCUACUCUGGUCCAGAUCCCAAAGAGUGGCUGAAACUUCGAGAUGAGAAGACCUAUGUCAUCUGCAUUGACAAGCUCUACCACAAUGGAGACAUGCUCAACGAUCACCUGAUGGGCUACUUGGAGGAGGUCAUGGACUCUGGCAAGGUGGAGAUGUUCUUGAUGGGCCCACCGUGCCGCACAGUCAGCGCUGCAAGACACACUGAAGAUGGAGGUCCGAGGCCUUUGAGGAGCCGAGAAGGUGAUGAGAGGUUUGGUCUCAAAGGGCUCAACCACUAUGAAAAGAAGCUGGUGGAGGACGACACGGUUCUCAUGUUACGAGCUCAAUGGUUGGCCCGAAAAGGUAACAAGGCCAGUAAUGGCAUCAUGGAGCCCAUGCUGGUGCAGCCCAGGGAUCCGAGUGAAUACAGGGAGGGGAGCUAUCCUACGUUUUUGACAUGGCCAGAGACCAAGGAAACAGCUGACCAACUGGGAUGGCAAAAGGUGAUCCUAGAUCAGGGAGCAGUUGGACACCCAACACGAAAGCCAACGACCCUCCUCUCGGACAUUCCCGAGGUGGCUCAGCUACAUGGUUUGAAAGAUGAUCGACCUCCACAACAUGACAGGCAAAAACUUUCUCUGGAGCAACGACUCGAACAGUCGAAAAGCUGGGCAGCGUGGGCGGAAGGUCUGAAGUAUGUCCUCAAAGUGGCCGCUACUUGGAGGAUCAAAAACACGCCCACCGCCGCCAUGAAAGUUGUCAACUUGCCCAAGAAGGAGGUGGAGUCAUGGAGGAGACACUUUGCUGCUGGGCAUGUGCCGUACCGCCGACCCUUCUGUGCUGGUGUUGAUCAGUCAAGAAAGAAGGCCAAGUACAUGCUCAUCGGCACCAUCACCAUUCCUACGAAAAAAGGGAGACCUAUGGUAGAAGGGUUGGACAGGCUCAUAGCAAGAGACCCUGGAAAAGAUCAGCACUUGGAUUCGAUGGAAGAAGCUCUCAUGUCGCUCUACGACCAGCACAAGGAGAUGGAGAAUCCCGAAGAAGACCCUUUGAAGAUCGAGGAUGAGAAAGACUCAAAGGAGAAAGGGGAGGAUCCAGUUGAGGUGGAGGCGCAAGAAGUUGAGGAGUGCGUCUCAAAAGAAGUGGAAAGAGCUGUGAUAGAGGAGAUCAAAGACUGGUCAAUGGAAAGUCUCACAGUGGCGAUCCCUCUGGCAAGCAGAAACAAGAAGGAAGUCGUAGAAGGUUUGACAUGGAUCUACUCAAAGCUGAAAUCGAUCCACAUACCAGUCCAAAGGUUGCAUGCUGACAGGGCUCGCGAGUUUGUGAGCCAGGAUGUUAAAAGAUGGGCACAGGCCAGAAACCUUCACCAGACCUUUACUGAAGGAGAUUCAGGAGAGGCGAACGGCCGAGCAGAACGAGAAGUGGGUAUAGUCAAAGCCCUCACUCGGGCACAGCUGCUGGCAACUGGUGAGGAUAAAUCACUAUGGCCCCUUGCACUUCGACAUGGUGCAGAACUUCGUUUUCGACAACAGCUACUUCGACUUGGAGUGCCAACGCCAGCUCUCAUCCCCUUCGGCACUAUGGGCCUGGCAAAAAGGAAGAGGUGGGAGAGAGGAGAAAAAGGAGAAGCAGGACUACUGGCUCCUAUGAGAAGAGGGAAGAUCAUGGGUCCGGCUUCAUCAAUGUCUUUGACCUCCAAGGGAUACUAUGUGAGAUUGGAGGACACUGGCAACUACAUCUACUCCACAGCUGUCGUUGUGCCCAAGCCCAAGUCUGCCGACGCUUUCGAACAAGUUCGAGCCGAAGUACAAGAUCAGCAACAAGGUGCGUGUCCCGAAUUGGACGCCAUAGAGGCAGAACUGUUCCCACCACAACUUCCACAACAAGCCUUGCAGGGUUCUCCACAACAUCAACCUGAUGCUGCGCAAGUUCAACAACAUCUCGACGCACUUCACCAAGAUGAUGAUGGGUAUUCCCCUACAGAAAUGGCGGAGUCAGAGGAUGACCCCUUCAAAGAGCAGUUCCUGGCAGAGUUCGGUGAGGUGUAUGAGAGGCUUUACCCAGAGAAUGCUCCUGCAGAAGAACGUCGACGGCGUCUUCGGGGCAAACAAACAGAGGUAGUACAAGAGGAGGAGGUGAUGAAAAAGGUCUUGAAUGCCAAGGAUGUGGCCUUCUUCAGUACCAUCACUGUCCACCACAAGCUCAACAACAAGGUUGAGGAGAGUGAGGAUGAGGAAGCAGAGUGGGGGGAGAUGAAAGUCCAACAGCACUGGGCUAUGAGCAAGCUGAUCGGAGAAGAGAUGGCCCUCAUAGAUGGCAUCGAUGCAGAUCAGCAGAUAUGGAUGAAAACCCUGACCAAGGUGCAUGAGGAGCGGGUGAAGUUGGAGGAAGAGAUCUUGGAGAAGAAGCAAGAGGAGGUCCUUCAAGGCUACACCGUCUCCAACCAGGAGGUCAGGAACAACUGGGAGGAUUGGAAAGCCCCCAUCGACAAGGAGUUAUCUACCUUGCUGGAGAAUGGUGCAAUCUCUCCGAUCACCAAGCAGCAGCGUGAUGAACUAGUUCAACAACACGGCACCAGGAUGGAGUGCAUCCCUUCAAAGAUCGUUGCUGUGGUGAAGGCAGGUGGAAAGAAAAAGGCGAGGUUGGUGGCCUGUGGAAACUAUGCCACAACAGAUCACAUCACGGCUGAGGAAAAGACGGCAUCUGGAACUGACAUCGUGGCCCUGAGGAUGAUGCUGAGGGUAGCAGCCCAUCGAGGGUGGCAAGUUGGAUCGUUGGACGUCAAAGGAGCCUUUCUUCUGGCACCACGCAGAAAAAGAGAUGUCACAGUUCUGAAGCCCCCAGCCGUUCUACUCCAAAAAGGUGUUGUCGAUCAAGACACACUAUGGUCUGUGAACAAAGCUGUCUACGGUCUUGUAGAAAGCCCAGCUGACUGGGGUGACUACAGAGAUAAGGAGAUUGCGGGAAUGCAAUGGAAACUCCAUGACAAGCUCUACAAGCUCCAGAUGAGUGAGGAGACCAACAUGUGGCUCAUCAAAGAAGUUGGAGGAGAUGGUAGUCCCUGUGGCUAUCUCGCAACCUACGUGGACGACAUGCUGAUGGUGGGUCCGCAACCUCUACUUCAAGCUCUGAUGACCACCAUUGCCAACAAGUGGGAAUGCUCCUCGCAAGAGUUUGCCGAAUUUGGCAAGGAUCUCCGGUCUUGUGGUAUGGAGAUUCGCAAGACUACUCAAGGUUUUGACAUUCACCAGUCUUCCUACGUGAUGGACCUCUUGGCCAGGUAUGAAGUUGCCAAGACAGCCGACGUUCCCAUGGGCAAGGUCGAAGACUUGGAUGAGGAUGAAGAGGAGAAGAAGGUAGACUUGGCUCAGUUGAGACAAGCACAGCAACUGGCCGGAGAACUCAUAUGGGUGUCAACUCGAACAAGGGUCGACAUUGCCUUUGCGGUUGGUGCAAUGAGUCGAAGGUUGCAUCGUGACCCGACUGGAGCCCUGAGGAUUGGAGAACAGAUCCUGAGCUACUUGAGAAAGUUUCCAGGUCUUGGAAUACAAUACUCUCCUUGUGAGCCAACAGAGAUGGAUGAGAACCAGGUGCCAAGGAUGAUGGAUACGAUCGAGGUGUUCGCCGACGUGUCUUAUGCUCCUGGAGGCAGACAGAGCCUGAUUGCAACCUCUACAGCCGAAGGAAAACUUUUGGCCUACCAAGAAGGUCAAAUCAUGGGCGCGAGUGUGGAGUCUUUGGCACAAGCUAUGGCCCUGGACCCCGACGUGCUGAUGUAUGGCGACAACAAGGCCGCCAUUUCCCUAGCUGUGUUGCAAACUGGAAGCUGGAGAACACGUCACCUGAGGGUGAGAGCCAGCAAGUUGAGAGAAGUUCUGAAGAAGGGGAAUGGAAAAGGCAGAGCCUGGCAAAUCAGGCAUAUGGCUGGUACUCUGUUGGUUGCUGAUGGUUUGACAAAAGCCCUGCAGAAGCAAGCCUUUGAGGACUUCCUCAAGAAGCUCAAGAUGUCAGUGGCCGAACGUCCCAUGCUCAACAAGGUGAAAAGCGAGGAUGUGCCCAAGGACGCCCCUGACAAGCUCCAGUGCAACCACCAAACAGAGAUCUACUAUAAAAGGAUGAUGGCAAUUGCUUUGGCAGCCCUGGCAUUCAUUCUCACAGGAGAAUUCCAAGUUGCGGCGGUGGUGCUGCUGGCUUUGAAGUGCUGCCAAAAGAUCUAUGCCGAGUUAUGCAGACGAUCAAAAGCUCAGCUACCAGAGGAGGUGUCAACUUCAAAGAAUGAAGAAAUGAAGAAGGUGACAGAGGAGAUAGAGAUGAGGCUGAAGGCUUUUCAGGUGAGGUCUGAGGCUGCUGAGGAGCUGCCCCCCAAUGUGAGAGUCUUCACAAAUGAAACGCCUAGAGGAGAUGAUCGCUGGUACCCAAUCCAGCCUGGAGGAUGGUUGAUCCGAAAGCAUGGAAAGCACCGCCAAAGAUGCUUUCACCCAUUGCACCGUUCGUGCCCUGUGGACUCCAUCCGAUUUGAACCAGUCAGGUUCACUGUGAUCUUUUAUGAAGAAGGAGGAAGAUCAAAGAAAAAGGUUGUCAAAGAUGAUUGGACAGGAACUCCUACGGUGAUGAACUAUGGGGAAUGGAAGGGCUAUACGGUCUUCAAACUCAAAGAUCAACCUGAAGUUGCCCCCACACAGUUGGAUCCUGAGGAGCCUGCCCGGUCACAGGAAGCAUCUUGUGCUAGCGGUCACAUAGCUUGCGGCAGAGAAGAGGAGUCUCUGACCAGCGGCAGUGUGAUCAGCGGCGUGCGGGAUCAAGCAUUUCUCUUCGACCUCAACCUCAAGCAGUACAACAACAGCCUGGCGAACUGGAAGAAGUCAUGUGCAGAACGAGCUCUUCAAGCUGCGACUCUGGCAGAGGAUCCGAUCUCUGACUAUGACGACAGUUUUGAGCUCAUCACGGACGAUGCUCCGCAACCACGUCCAGCACUGCGAGCGUUUAAGGGUUUUGUGGAGGUGGAGACAGAUAGCUAUGUCAGUUGCGUCUUCCUCGGAUGCUCCUCCUACUGCGCCUGCCACAAUGUCAACAGCUUCAAGCUGGAUGCCAACAGACCCAAGGCCAAGAAAGGCACCCCCACCACCACAAAGUCCGUGGGUGCAGGCCACAAUCCAAGAGCUGAGACAGCUCAGAAGAGAAAAUCAAAUGCUUCAGGAGCUUUUAGAACCUGGAGUAUUGAGGCAAGAUGA